This is a messenger RNA of Bactrocera tryoni, 760 nucleotides long. RefSeq lists its product as uncharacterized. Lineage: Eukaryota; Metazoa; Arthropoda; Insecta; Diptera; Tephritidae. The record is from RefSeq and is a predicted model, not a curated record. The transcript has 2 exons. Bases 92 to 691 code for a protein of 199 amino acids.
ACACGUACAGCUGUAUUUUAUUUAUGGAAUAACUGCGAGACAUUAGCAAAUUAAAUUAAAUUAAUUUUUCUUUGAUUGGAAAGUAGGAAAAAUGGUUGAGGGCGGCAGUUUGAUUGUUUGCUAUCGGAAGCAAAUAAGUAACAUCCAUUACGAGGCCACAAAUCGUUACGAACAGAUCAUUAAGUUGAUUAUUCAGCGCUUCAAUAUUCCCGCCUCGCAUGAGCCAGCUCUGCUGAUCUCCACCGAAAACGGCAGAAUUUUUGAUAAGCUGCAGUUCGACUACUUUCUCACGCUCUUCCCGAACCCCAGCAUGGUUUUCUACAUACGUUAUGAUUACAAUCGUGCAGUCGGCAUCUUGCAGUCAACGCAACCGCAAGAGGAAGUUGCAAAAACAACAAUAGAGAGUGAUAUUCAAGUGAAAAACAAAAGAAAGAACCCAGCUGGUGAAGAUGAUGAUCAGUGUGCAUCGAAGUUUACGCCAGUCUAUCGUAUGAAUUGCUUUAUCUACGAAUAUCCUACAACUACUAUAAAAUUAACAAAUGACAGCGCUAAGAAGCAGAAAGCUAAUAUGAAGAAACAGUCACCGCGUAGCGAAUUUGUGAAGCGCGUGAAAAAGCGUUUGCAAAUGGGUGAAUUGAAAAAGCGCACAAUGAAGCCUUUGGCGCAAGUAAAGCGCUUUAUGCGGCUAUGAGCGGGAGGAUAAAGAGAAAAGCUUAGCAAUCGAUGACUACCGUUUUAUUAUUUAGAAUUAAGAUUUAUA